Molecule: messenger RNA, 850 nt
Organism: Bombyx mori (domestic silkworm)
Lineage: Eukaryota; Metazoa; Arthropoda; Insecta; Lepidoptera; Bombycidae
Exons: 4
Coding region: 149-520 (123 amino acids)
Source: RefSeq, a predicted model, not a curated record
AGUGUGAAAUACGUCAAUGCACAAGGAUUUAGAGGGGGAUAUAGUUUAGUAUAAAACAGAUCAGUCGAUUUACAUGUUUUUCAUAAAUAAAACUGAAAUAGAAAAUCUUCAGCGCACUUAAAAACUACAAUUAAUACUUUUAUUGGAAAUGGCAGGUUUCGUUCUAAUUGUGUUAGCUGGCUUGACAUGCGCAGUGCUUUGCAAGCCAGUUGAGGAUACCGAGAAAGGUACUUUAAAUGAAGCUCUUCCGAAUCACCACGCCAUUGAGAGACGAUUUAUCAACCCGCUGUUUAACUUGGGAGGCUCACAUAAUUUAGGGAAUCCAAAAUUAAGAACCAGACGAAGCGAAGUCGAAUGCGAGAAGCUUGCACUGUGUAAACUACACGCGAGAUCCAGACAAAACUUCUUUGCAGCUUAUGAAUUAUAUUUCGUAAAUAAGGAAAACGCGCGCUACUGGGACCACCGGGCGAGGACCGCGGCGGAAUGCGAACAGCGCUACGGCGACUGCGACGCGCUGUGACGUCACGAGACUCUAUGUAUAAUGUUGCGGGACGAGCUCACUGUCUCACCACCAUCCUUUAGUGCCCGGGGACAUCAACAAGCCCCGGCAAUACCGGGCGGCGUAGCUCGUAUCUGUGUACUUACCUUGCCUAGCUCAUCUACGAUAAUACUCAAAUGAUUAUAUUUCCGUUGUUUUAUUUAAUUGUAUCGAGACAUUAUAAUGGAAAAUGAAACACUCAUUGUUAUUGUGUACUUAAAUAAUUUAUUUUACAUCUUAACUCAAAUAAAUCAUAAAUCAACCACACCACAAUCACCGUAAAUGCAUUAAAACAUAACAAAAUAAAUAAAU